Messenger RNA from Bipolaris oryzae ATCC 44560, 1737 nucleotides. RefSeq names its product glycoside hydrolase family 5 protein. Bases 1 to 1737 code for a protein of 578 amino acids. Gene Ontology annotation, biological process: glucan catabolic process. Gene Ontology annotation, cellular component: extracellular region; cell surface. Gene Ontology annotation, molecular function: beta-glucosidase activity. Lineage: Eukaryota; Fungi; Ascomycota; Dothideomycetes; Pleosporales; Pleosporaceae. The transcript is spliced from 2 exons. The record is from RefSeq and is a predicted model, not a curated record.
AUGAAGAUUACACAUUCGAGUGCAGCGGUACUUCUGCUUAACGGCGCUUUUGCCGUUGCCCAAGCAACGAACGGUUCAACUGGAGUCGUAUGCCCUUCCACCUCGAAAUUCACUCCACUCUCAGCCGGAACAUUUUUCGCAAAACUGAAUCCAGGCUGGAAUGUUGGCAAUACUUUGGAUGCGGUGGAAAAUGAAGGGGAUUGGAAUAAUAAACCCGUGGAACCCGUCACUUUCGACGAUGUGAAACGAGCCGGUUUUAAGAGUGUGAGGAUCCCAGUAACAUGGGCAUAUCAUUUCACUUCACAAGCACCGGACUGGACGGUGGAUCCGGUAUGGCUUCAGCGAGUAUCAGACGUCAUCGACCAAGUGACUUCACGCGGCCUUUAUGCCAUAGUGAAUGUUCACCACGACUCCUGGACUUGGGCAGACUUGACCUCAGCGAGCACUAACGUGACAGCCUUAGAAGAACGCUUCAGUAAACUCUGGUUUCAGAUUGGGACUAAGCUGGCCUGCAAGAGCGAGAUGUUGGCAUUCGAGCCGAUCAAUGAAAUCCCGGGGACUACACCUGAACACGGUGCAAUUGUGAAUCGUCUAAAUGACAUCUUCUUGCAGAAGAUCAAUGAGGCGGGGGGUCAUAAUUCAAAGAGAGUUGUUACUUUGGUUGGAGCGGGCGAGGAUGGAGUGAAGACGAGUCUGUGGUUUAAGAAGCCGGAUCAAAAGUUUAAGAAUCCCUGGGGUAUUCAAUUCCAUUACUACAGCCCUUACGAUUACGUCUUUCAAGCAUGGGGCAAGACGACAUGGGGCUCCGAAGCCGACAAGGCCUCUCUCGAAGGCGAUCUCGCUGCCGUACGGUCAAACUUCACGGAUGUCCCAAUUGUCAUCGGGGAGUGGGCCGUAUCACCUGUAGCUACAGAGACAGCUGCAAGAUGGCGUUACUUUGACUUUUUCGUGCGUACCGCCGGAAAGUACAACAUGUCGACGAUUUUGUGGGACAAUGGUGCAGACCUGUUAAAUAGGGCCACCCAUCUCUGGAGGGACGAAGUGGCCAUGGAUAUCUUCCGCAAUGCCAUAAAAGGUAUCCCAAAUGCGUUGCCAGACAGCACUACAGAUGGCUCUGUCACUACGCAGCAAAGCUCAGCCUACAUCUACCACGCGAAGAACGAGACUGUUAAGGAUGUGACGUUGAGCUUCAGCUUCAACGGUAAUACGCUGAGCAAGAUCAGCAAGGGAAGCAGACAACUUGCCAAAGGAAAGGACUACACCCUUUCAGGCCAAAACAUCACCUUUCAAGCCGCGUACCUAAGCACUAUCAUCACGCCCUCUUCUCCGACAGGCAGUCUAACAAACCUCACUCUGACGUUCAAUCGUGGUGCUGCGCUGCAAGUAAACGUACUCCAGUACUCCACACCCGUGCUAUCAAGCACCUCCGGCCCGCUGCCAGCCGCAGGCCAAGAUCUACGCAUCCCCGUCACAUGGGCUGGCAUCAACAGGCCCGCGGCAGUCAAGGCGCAGAAGUCAGAUGGCACAUACCUCGUCGAUGAUUGGACCCAGUACCUUGGGCCUCUCCAGCAAGGUCGUAUGACCUAUGGCAAUCAGUGGGAUUGGGAUGCUAACAAUGUCAUUAUUAAGGCAGCGGCGGUAGAUGCUGUGAGGGCUGCGGGAAAGGAUACUACGUUAACAAUCGAAUUCUACCCGAGGCAGCCAGGGAAUAACGUUGUUUAUACUCUCAAGGUGUGA